This is a messenger RNA of Magallana angulata, 2547 nucleotides long. RefSeq lists its product as uncharacterized. The record is from RefSeq and is a predicted model, not a curated record. The coding region runs from base 609 to 1913 and encodes 434 amino acids. The transcript is spliced from 10 exons. NCBI's taxonomy places the organism in Eukaryota, Metazoa, Mollusca, Bivalvia, Ostreida, Ostreidae.
CACUGAGUAAUCAUGAAGAAAGUUUUUAUAGAAAGUAAAUUUACAACCUAUGUUUAAUUUCAGGAAGAUUCGGCAUACUUUGAGUGGAAUACUACCGGUGACACUUGUAAUAAAAACAGUUUUUUAAAUAUUCGUACAGUUUUCGAUGUUUGUCAUUACCUCAACUCAUUACCUAUAUAAUGACAUCGUUGUUCCCGAGUUAAAGAAUUUCAAAACACUUUAAAGUUACAUAAAUUUAUAAGAUAUACUAGACCUUGAUUUGUUACUUUAUAUCCAUUGAUAUAUAGUUCGCUCAUUUGCGUCAUCUAUAACUUACUCCAUUAGCCUCUCUCUCUCUCUCUCUCUCUCUCUCUCUCUCAAAUUAAAUUACGAGCGGUAAUUUCUCAACUCUGCCUUCUACGAUCUGAUUGGACAAAGGUCCGUCAAAAUAUUAUGUAAAAACUUUUCUGGAGUUGACGCCUAUUAAACGCUUCUACGUAGUUCGUUGUAUAAUUAUCCUACAUUCAAUGUUUGUGUUUUACUCAAAUUAUCUCUAAUAUUGUACCCCAAAAAAAUAUUUGUGUAUAUUUUAGCCUUUCAAAGUGAAGAAAAUCAGCAGUUUAGUUACGAUGUCCAUACCAUACAUAAUAUUUUGUGUCAGUCUAGCAAUAUGCUCAUCCAUAUCGAAAAUGUGCCCAGAAUCUGUACCUACUGUUUCUGUCGUACCCCGAUGUCCUUCUAAUGCCAAAGAAUGGGUAUCAGCUGCCAAACAAAAAAGCUGUAAUGAACUUGGACGGAUCCAAACAUGCACAAAUCCUGACAAAUUUGUCUAUCACUGCGUUUUAAACAAGCAAGCUACACAGCUACUCGAGGUUUGUGCACCUACUUGGUUCUUGACAGGAUACUGUGCCCGUUUCAGUGAAGAAGACAAAGGAAUCAUAAACGAUCCCGAUCUGGACUGUACCAAGUUUGAUUCCCCCUGUCCAACACGGUUUUUAUCCAAUGAAUCUUACAAAUACCAGACAUGCUACCAAAAAAUUGGCCAAAAAUCAAAGAUGCUUCACUUAGAGAAGGAUGGGACAAAAACCACAUUGACAUAUGUUUUUUUGGCGAUAUUUGCAAUAGCUACAAUAGUUUUGCUCAUUCUCCUUUGUUCGGGAUGGAAGUUGAGGAGAAAACAUAUUAGAUCUAAAAAGACCAAUAAAGGCGACUCAGAAAGCGAAAAAGAAAUACGACAUUUGAUAGAGGAUGAGACCAGCGAUCACAUUUCAAAUAGUGAAAAUCCUUAUCGGAAGCAAUCUUCGGUAGAUUCAGAGACAAUUGAAUACAAAAGCCUUUCCGGAGUGAGACAAAGAUGCUGUUCUUUAAAGGGUAUCAGCACCGUUGGUGAUGUAAUUGAUGCCCUUUCUAGAGACCUUGAUAUCCAGCGUCAGUUUCUCUCUAUCGUUGAUACAACAACAGGCCAAAUUCUGAAAGAGGAAGACCUAAUAAAACACCUUCAUAUAAAAUGCAUUGAACUUAUGAUUGGAAACGAAAACAGAAAUAAUGGAUUUUCUGGAAAGGAUGGUGGAAAUGUGGAAACUGAUGUAAUUGAUAACAAAAAGCUAACUGGUGGAAAAUGUCAAAUGAGUUGCGGUCAUUUUACAGCUCCAGAUUCCCUGUUUAACUAUGCAAUGAAGGAGUUGCCUUGCAGUUCAGAUUCAUGUCUGCAGUGUCCGGGAUGUAAAGAUAAGGGGUGGAAUGUGGAUGAACUUGAGACCAAGUGCAAUAUGUCUCCAGAUGAAAAACUCUUCUUUUAUUAUGUUGUCUUCAUAAAUAAACACACAGACGAUCUUAAAAGAAGGUAUCAUGAUUCCAUGCCGUGUCUGUUUAUCCGGGAUCCUAGCUUGGAGUUUCCAACUGUUGGAACUGCAAAAAGUCUCGCUGAGCUGUGAAACGUAUAUUGUAAAUACUGUCAUUAAAUUGUUUUAGGAAUAAGGAUUUUAUGACGUUUGAACAUUCACUAAUUAAAAUGCUUGUUGAAAUAUACAUUACAAAUGAUGCAUUUUGAACAGCGCUCGAGUACUGUACUCAAAAGCCUUUUUUGGUUUUGUUCCAAUAACUAUUGAUGAUAUUCCAGUAUUCUUGACAAGUGCAAGAUUUUGUUCUUCACAUCAGCCUUACCAUUAAUCAACAAAGCUUUUUUUAAAUACACAUUAAUUGCCGCCUUAAUUUUAUGUACUUAUCUAUUUUGUAAUUUCAAUUUUUUUUAUUCAUAUUUAUGAUUUGUAAAGAAUACAUUUUUUAAAUUUUAAAUCGCAACAUUUGUAUAUUAGCAUCUUGUGUUCAUUUUAUUUUUUUGUGUUUUCUCAUCUUCCUUACAUUCAUUUGUAUUAACUGUAUAGUCUUUGUCAAUGUAUAUACAUGUAAAGUAGGACCUUUUGAAAUAAAAACUUGCUGUCAUGAUCUCUUUCUCCCUCCCACCAUUCAGACAUGGCUAUCUAUAUUUAAAUCAGGACUACACAUGUGUAUGCUAAACCUUACUGUCUCUUUUUACGUCUCAAGUAACAUUUUUUUGAAUAUGUAAUC